GGCUGGCAGUUUGGUUUCGAACACGAAAGCGUAGCGUCACACAAUAUGUUGUUGAAGGAACGUUUAGGGAGCAAAUCGACAGCGAGUCUCAUCUUUGCUAGCUUCGCGCUGUGUCUGCUGCUCCACAUGACGGAGGUGAGUGGCUAUCGCGCCCUGAUUCCCGUCGAUCCAGCGAAUCCCGGCAAAUGCGUUUAUCGCAGCGAAGUGCUGCAGCUGGGCGUCAACAAUGGCAUCCCGCCCUGCCAGCGUUUGACGUGCCACGAGGAUGGCUCCAUACUUAUCGAGGGUUGCGGUAAAUUGCGCAUCGAUAAAUGCAAUCACGGGGAGCGCAUCAAUCCCACGAAACCGUUCCCGGAAUGCUGCCAGCUGAGAUAUAAGUGCAAGCAGGACAACGGAAUUCCCUACUACAUCGAGAGAGACGCCGCCGAGGGAGCGUAGAAUAAGAAGCUGGAAGAUGGAAGCUGGAGAGAAACACUCGAAAAGAGAUGCCAGUUGGAUUAAGCGUCCACAGUCUAUGCUUAUUUAUUUUGUACAUUUUCAUUUUGUAAACUCUUUAAUUCGUUUUCUCGUUUUUUUUUUUGUCAUUUUUAAUAACAACCAUUUAAUACUCUGUCUCCAGAGUGGUUAACACAA
Drosophila albomicans is the source of this 633-nucleotide messenger RNA. RefSeq lists its product as uncharacterized. The record is from RefSeq and is a predicted model, not a curated record. The transcript has 3 exons. Bases 46 to 438 code for a protein of 130 amino acids. Lineage: Eukaryota; Metazoa; Arthropoda; Insecta; Diptera; Drosophilidae.